GGUCAAUAAUGCCAUCCCAUCUGAGCUGACAAGCUGUCACCAUUUUAAUGGUCCUUUAUUGGUGCCGACUCACAGAGGCCAUGUGAUAUACUGUAUGGGGGUGCUUGUAGCCUGUUGAUCAAACUGGCAGCUGCUCGUUUCCAGCUGUGAACGCUAGCCGCAUUCCGCCUAGCGUUGACCACUUCAAACCGAGUUCAAACCCUGAUACAACACAAUUCAGCAGAGAAGCUACCACCAACGACAGCUUCCCAAGGAGCAUAGCGUUUCCAUUUCAGCAUCUUAGUGUUCUUGCCAAGCAGACUUGGACCGCUUCUUUGAUCACUGGCAUACCCUUAUCCUUGUCUUGUGCAGCUAGUUUUAGGAAGCUCACCAGUACUAUCGCAUGCAGAGCAGCUGGCCAUCGCCACUUGAGCAGAUUAGUAGAUGCUGAAACUGCUGGCAGGUCAACGCAAUGGCAGCCUCGAUGGAAGGUCCGUCAAACGCGCUGAGAAUGGUGGGCACCUUUGUGCUUAUUCUGGCCUCUGCAAGUGUGGCUUGCAGCACCAAUUCUGAAGGGGGGUCUGUGAAUGGCAGCUGUGACUCCCAGGUCUAUGAUGAAGCGGCUAUCUCAAAGCUUGCGGUCCUGUAUGCGUAUGGCAUCGACAGCCUUGCUCCAGGCAACUUCGAUGCCGGGGUUGCAAUCCUGCAACAGGUAUUCACACCCAAUGCCAGCAUUGGCACGUGCUUUGCUCCGGGUCAGUGCCUAAACAAGACGGGGCCAGUCGAAUGGGCACAAACAUCUUCCGCUCUCUUUGCCGCCGGAAAUUACUCUGCAACACAUCACAUGGUAGGGAAUCAGCGAAUCGAGCUUGACGACAGCAAGCAGGCUGGAACGAUGGUGUCCUACCUGACCGCGUCGCAGUUUGUCAGGAACAGCACCAAUAUAGACCUGUACCACGGGGUUUACUAUGACGAAGUCGUGAGGGACAGUGGCGGAGAGUGGAGGAUCAGCACGCGGGAUUUGCGUACAACUAGCUUCCUGAGAAUCAUUGGACAUCGUGUAUCUUGAAUAGUGUCUUGACAUGUGCCAGUUGUAGAGAUGCCACAAUCAAGCAGAAUGGAACUAUCAGAUCGAAACUGCAAGGACAAGAGUUCAAGUCGGAUGUAAUUGCGCAAUCUGGCGACGUCCUCGAUUUAGAGAAGUCGCUGGGUCGCGCAGAAUGAGAAAGAAUCAUCUAAGAAGUGCGCGAAGUCAAUCUGAGUCGGCCAUUAUGCUACGAGUUCAACAACAGAACGUCUCCUUGUUUGGAAGUAGAAUCGAUCGCUUCCAGGGCAUGGAUUUUCUUUUUGUACGUCGAGCGUGUCAAUGAUGAUCCGGUCC
Molecule: messenger RNA, 1360 nt
Organism: Klebsormidium nitens
Lineage: Eukaryota; Viridiplantae; Streptophyta; Klebsormidiophyceae; Klebsormidiales; Klebsormidiaceae
Source: the annotation of a GenBank genome assembly